Gamsiella multidivaricata is the source of this 1722-nucleotide messenger RNA. RefSeq lists its product as uncharacterized. Gene Ontology annotation, cellular component: cytosol; lipid droplet. The record is from RefSeq and is a predicted model, not a curated record. Gene Ontology annotation, biological process: lipid storage; positive regulation of triglyceride storage. The transcript has a single exon. Lineage: Eukaryota; Fungi; Mortierellomycota; Mortierellomycetes; Mortierellales; Mortierellaceae. Bases 163 to 1662 code for a protein of 499 amino acids.
CACCCUCACCCUCACCCUCACCCUGCAAUCCCCCUUUUCUUGCGAACGAUGUUGUCGUCGUGUCAGUCGCUUCCCUUUUCUCUUCGCUCUUGCUGACCCUCUUUCUCUUAUAUACCCUCCCCACCAAAAGGUCCCUCAGUUCUCAAGUAAACCCAAUCCAUAAUGCCCAAGCGAAACAAGACCGCCCGUGCAGCCGCCGCGGCCCCUCCUCGUCAUAACUCCUCCGACUCUGAGAACUCGGACAUCGAGGAUCGUUCGCACUCUCGCACCUCAACCUCCUCGGUCGAGGAGGAUCAUGUCAAGGAGCAGAACGGCCACGCCCACAUCAGCACCACACAGAAGGACAGCUCGGUUAGCUUCAUCAGCCGCGUGAGCUCCAUCCCCCUGAUCCACGACAGUGUCACGACCUUGCACUCCUAUGCCAAGGACAACAAGUACGGCCGCUAUGCGCUCGAUACCGCCGGAUCUGCCGUCGAGACCGUCAACAAGUACACAGAGGGCUAUCAAAGCCGUCUCCAGCCUCACCUUCAGCCCCACAUUGCCAAGGUCGACCAGCUGGCCACCAAGUCUCUGGACCUCAUCGAGGGAACCUUCCCUAUUGUUACAAAGCCCACAUCCGAGAUUGUGACCCAGGUCAAGAAGCCCAUCGUGUACGUUGAGGAGUCAUCCAAGAACGCCUAUACCCAGAUCCAGUCGACCAUCGAUACCCGUGUCACCGCCCCUGUCAAGUCGGUCACCUCAAGCAUCGCCUCUACUGCCUCUUCGACGGUCAACAGCAUCACUUCCACUGCUGUCUCGACCCGCGAUCAGAUCACGACCGCUGCGACCUCGACUGCCAACAACAUCACCACAGCGGCCACGUCGACGGCCACCAACAUUGCCACCAAGGUCAACACUCAUGCUACCCCCUUGGUUGAUGGCCUUGAGACAAUCGUCAACCGUUACUUGCCUAGUGAUGCCGAGUUCGAGAAGACUUCCGUUGUUCAGACCAACCAGGCCACCCGUGUUGUCGACAUUGGUCGAUCUGUCUCCCUUCGUGUCACUCGCCGCGUCAGUGUUGCUGUGGCUCCUGUCACCAAGUCCGCCAAUGACUUGCGCACUGCUGCCGAGAAGAAUACCGUUGUUGUCAAGUCCAAGGACCAGCUCAACGCCUUGAACACCCGUCUCACUGCUCUCCUCGAGUCUCUUCGUGUGCACUCCAAGGAGCUCCAGGAGAAUGUUCAGAAGGCCCCCCGCGAGGCCUCUAGUAAAGUCCAGCUGCGUGUCUCCGAACUGAGCACCAAGGUACUUUCCGAGAUCGACUCGCUUUCAUCCUACUUGAAGGAGCACAGUCCUGCAUUGCCCGAGUUCGUCCAGGUCCGCCUUCAGCCCCUGGUGUCCUUUGUCAACGACCGCUACGUUGUUAUGAAGGGCGAGCUUAGCAAGAAGGACGUUUCUGCUGUUCAGAAGGCACGCAACAUUCUCCACAUGACCACCGAGGAGACUUUGCCCAUCUUGCAGAACGCUGCUCAGGAUAUUCGUGAGUCUUUGACCAACUAUCAGGUCAAGGCUCAGGAGAGUGUUCACAAGGGUCUGAUCAAGGUCCAGGAUGUCAACUCUUCCGUACAUCUGGCUGCUGCCCGUGUCUACCACUCUGCACGAGUCAUCCUCGUUGGAAAGUAGACAUGUCUUAUUCAGUUAGCUUUUCUUAUUUCAUUUAAAUAAAACUUAAGAAAAAAAUGG